UACAUGCAUGAAAAUGUCAACAGUCGUGAGCUCGCCGUAUUUUUGCACGGCUGGCAGAGGAACAGAGCGUUUUCUAGUCGAGGAACUGAAGGCAAAAGGUGCAACGCAGGCAAGUGUGAGAAGCUUAUUGACACAAGAUCAGCUGAAAGAUUGUUUAUCCAAGUAUGUUUUCAGAAUAAUAUAGGUUUCACCAGAAGGAAAGGUCUGCACCAAGUUUCUGAAUUAAUUAAACAAAUCAAUAGUUGGUCAGAUAACCUGAACUCUUGGAAAAUAUUUCAAUUUUCUCAUAAGACUGGAGACAGUGAGAAAACAGCCAUUGGAAAUAAUGAUGAUGACCACACCCCAGCAAAGAGGCAGAAAUUGGAUUCUGAGUCACAAGUUACUUUUAGAGUCUCUUGCAAGUGUUCAGGCAACACUGGGAGAAUGUUUUCAUUACAGCAAUGGUCAAAAACUCUUGGUAUUGCUGUAGCAAAGAAAACAGGCUGGAAAGCUAACCUCAAAGAUCCCAUGCUGGAAAUAUAUGUUCAGAUCAACGAUGUUCAUUUUGUCAUUGGCUUUCCAGUAACUAAAAUCCCACUUUCAAAAAGGACUUACAUUAAGCACAUAGGUCUCAGAUCCACAGUCAGUUGGAUUCUAUGCUCCUUAUGUGACAUUUCCCCAUGUGAUGUUGUAUUAGACCCCAUGUGUGGAGCAGCAACCAUCUUAAUGGAGGCACAGCACAGCUGGCCCCAUGCCAGAUAUUAUGGAUUUGACAUUUCAGACUCACAGCUGGUGAAAGCAAGUGAAAAUAAACAACUUUUACCUGAUUCUAAUAGCAUUGAGUUGCUACAAGCAGAUGUCAGGCAGCUACCAAUGAAAUCAGGCAGUGUGGAUGUCAUUAUAUGUGAUCCUCCAUUUGGAUAUAAACAUUGUAGCCCAAAGACUGUGGAAACCCUUUACCCACUGAUGAUCUCUGAGAUGAACAGGGUAUUGAAGCCAGGAGGAAGAGUGGUUCUUCUCACAGUCACAGAUCUGAAAGAUUUGGUCUUACACCUGGUUUCAGGUCAGCAUGCUCAUCAAGAGAUAGAUGUUGAAUCUAAUCAAGUAGUUAUUAGACAAGAAAAGAAAUAUGUGGGACAAGAAAUUCACACCCCUGCUGAUUUGGGAACUGUCAACAGUGAAGUGGAGCUCGAUAAACGUUUAGAAGUUGCAAGCACUGGUCAUGCAGUAGACCUGGGCAAUAAAAAUGGUAACGCCGAGCACAAGAACUUUGAGAACAGUAAAAAUGAUCCUAGGUCCAGUAGUAAAUGUGUAGAGGAAGAGGUUGUGCACAUAUCUUGGGUAUUACAGCAGUGUAGUUAUUUGAAACUUGGAGAAACGCAUGCUCAGAUUAUGGUUUUUACCAAAUAAUUGUGAAC
Messenger RNA from Lingula anatina, 1397 nucleotides. Its product is annotated as U6 snRNA (guanine-N(2))-methyltransferase THUMPD2. Lineage: Eukaryota; Metazoa; Brachiopoda; Lingulata; Lingulida; Lingulidae. The record is from RefSeq and is a predicted model, not a curated record. Gene Ontology annotation, molecular function: tRNA (guanine) methyltransferase activity; RNA binding. Gene Ontology annotation, biological process: tRNA methylation.